UGCAGCCAGUAUGGUCAAGAAUAUUUUCUGAGACAUGAAAAAACUGGCAAACGUUUCCAUAUACAUGUAUAUGUGCAUGACAACGAUGAUAGCCAUGCAUGUACAAUGUAUAAGCAUGUUUCCUGGCUCUGUGGUAUAAGGCUUGCACGGAAGCGGCACCGACUGCGCGGCAAAAGGUUUUGGAAGGAGAUUCCCUUUCUCUUUGAAAGUCAUUUCAAAAGAUGUACGUUUCAUUGAGGAAAAAAACGAAGAGUGCUCUUCAUACUAACAUUGACGGGUUGUUUAGGCUUGAUGAAUUUAUACCGUGCAUUGUGCUGUGGCCGAUACGACGGUCAACAACGACGGAUAUAUCAGGAACGGACCUCUACAUUUAGCUUAUUUCAAGCGAGAUAUGGGUCUAGAUUUACUACUCCUGAGUUAAUGGCGGCAGUUGGUAAACUGAAUGCAACGCUUUUAAAGUCAUGGUCAGGCAAUCAACAGGAGCUCGACACAUUUAGACAGUACCUAGUAUCAGCGCUGUGGAGAGAAGGUAAAACGUAUCCCUUUUACCUGACAAAAGCAUAUAUUAAAGUUGGAGACAGUCUGCCGUUUUACGGAAGCGGCCGACCACAGAAUGUAUCAGAAUCACUCUGGAGCAGUCUGCCGGAGACACCCAUUGUACGGUCUGACAGACGGUUCCAAACGUGCUCGAUUGUCGGGUCCAGUGGGAUUCUACUUGGGUCAGGCUGUGGCCACGAGAUCGACAAAGCAGAAUUUGUCAUUAGAUUCAACGUGGCUACGGUUAGCGGUUUCAAAGCAGACGUUGGUCGCAAGACGAAUCUCACCACGCUAAACCCUACUUACGUCCGAAAUAGGUUUGGGUCCCUGCAGUCCAAAGCAAACAUCAAAGCCUUCAAGGCGAAGAUGGAGCAGUUCCGGGGCCAGGGGAGCCUCCUCAUGCUCCCUGCGUUCGGGAUCAGUGGGUUUCAGAAGAUAUCGCUGAGGGUAGCCGAGACAUUAAGUGGAGGGGAUUUGAUGACACCGGUCUACGGAGACCCGAGGCACUUCUUGGCUGUCAAGUCGCUAUGGCAACCGAUUCUGAACACGAGGAAAUUACCAACCACAGGGUUGUACUUGUUGACAGCAGCGUUUGAGUUUUGUGAGCACAUCAACCUGUUCGGGGCCUGGCCUUUCGAGAAAUCUCCGGCGAACAGGAAUGUAUCGUAUCACUAUCACGACAACGUCACACAGUCUACAAAACACAACUUCCACGGCGAGUUCUGGUAUAUGCUCAAAAUGCACAAUUCGGGCAUCAUCAAAUUGCAAUACUCAGACUGUUUAUAGAAGAUAUCCAUUAUAGGAUAUCAAAAUUUAAUAUAGAGCUACAUAUAGCAACUUGGCAUUCCCGUUAUAAUGUCAGUUUUGCUUUUUAUCAAUGAUUUUACUUUACAACUCGUUUUAUCUGUAAAAAAAAUUAAAUAUUUUUUAAACAUAUAAAUAUUUUUAUUAAUGUUUUACGGAAGCCAACUUGUGUUAAAGGACCUCUUGUCAAAA
Patiria miniata (bat star) is the source of this 1533-nucleotide messenger RNA. RefSeq names its product CMP-N-acetylneuraminate-poly-alpha-2,8-sialyltransferase-like. Gene Ontology annotation, molecular function: alpha-N-acetylneuraminate alpha-2,8-sialyltransferase activity. The transcript is spliced from 7 exons. The record is from RefSeq and is a predicted model, not a curated record. Bases 292 to 1323 code for a protein of 343 amino acids. Gene Ontology annotation, biological process: N-glycan processing; oligosaccharide metabolic process. NCBI's taxonomy places the organism in Eukaryota, Metazoa, Echinodermata, Asteroidea, Valvatida, Asterinidae.